AUGAUUUAUCCUCAAAUUAUCAGACAGCUCCAGGUUGGCGGACCAAACUUUCUCGACUGGUACGGCGACGGGCCAUUCAACCGCGUAUUGACUUCGUUGGACGAACAGUACUGCGACAAGAGCUAUAUCCCACCAUGCACCCACGAAGUCUGCGAUGGCGACCCGACAGAACAGAGCGACACUGGAGGUGCUCACUGUGGAGGGGUACCGAAGACGAAUGUCAUCAGCAUUAGCUACGGAGAGAUGGAAGCUUAUCUUCUGCCCAAGUAUCAGAAGCGACAAUGCAGCGAAUGGAUGAAGCUCGCACUCCAAGGAACAAGCGUUGUUUUCUCGUCGGGAGAUUCUGGAGUUGCAGCUGAUCCUGGCUUCUGCCUCUCAGCGGAUGGAACGCCUUCCAUAUACGGCAAUGUGUUCGCCCCCUCUUUUCCGGCCAACUGCCCUUGGGCCACCACUGUCGGUGCAACGACGCUCAAAGGAGAUUCCCUGGACGAUGGUGAGAGAGCUAUUACUGGUUUCCAGUCUGGUGGAGGCUUUUCCAACGUUUUUCACCAACCCGAGUACCAAAAAACAGCGGUCGACCCUUACCUCCAGAACCACGCUCCCGCUUAUUGGAAAGACACCUACAACCGCACUGGCCGAGGCUAUCCAGAUGUUUCCGCGGUCGGCUUCAACAUUGCGACAAUCUUGUUGGGCAAACUCGUGCCGGCAGAGGGCACCUCAGCUUCUGCACCUAUCUUUGCUUCGCUUCUCAACUUGAUCAACGAGGAAAGACUACGGGCCAACAAGACCGCCGUCGGCUUUGUCAAUCCCGUUAUUUACAAGCAUCCUGAAAUGUUCAACGACAUUACUGAGGGCUCCAAUCCCGGCUGUGGCACCAAUGGCUUUCCAGCCACGGAGGGCCUGGGAACUCCGACCUAUGAGAAGAUGAAAGAGGUUUUCAUGAGCCUUCCUUGA
Messenger RNA from Fulvia fulva, 954 nucleotides. Its product is annotated as Tripeptidyl-peptidase sed1. NCBI's taxonomy places the organism in Eukaryota, Fungi, Ascomycota, Dothideomycetes, Mycosphaerellales, Mycosphaerellaceae. Bases 1 to 954 code for a protein of 317 amino acids. The record is from RefSeq and is a predicted model, not a curated record. Gene Ontology annotation, biological process: proteolysis. Gene Ontology annotation, molecular function: serine-type endopeptidase activity; tripeptidyl-peptidase activity. The transcript is spliced from 3 exons.